AAAUUACGGAGAGAGUUUCAUCUCAAUGGGUUGCACAGGGCCGGGGAUGUUAUUCUGGGUGGGUUGUUUGAGGUCCAUUACACCUCCGUCUUCAGUGAGUGGACAUUCACUUCAGAACCACGUCAACCCACCUGCACAGGCUUUGACACUCAAGGAUUCAGACAGGCCAUGAUGAUGGUCUUUGCUGUUGAUGAGAUCAACAGAAACUCCAACCUGCUACCAAAUAUAACUCUGGGAUACAGUCUGUAUGACAACUGUGGUGCACUUUUUAUCGGAUUUCGUGCUGCUUUGGUGCUGGCCAGUGGUCAAGAGGAGCAGUUUCUGCUUCAGGAGAACUGUUUAGGGACCCCUCCAGUUGUGGGGAUUGUGGGUGAUUCCUACUCAACAUUUUCUAUUGCCACCUCCAAUGUGUUAGGUUUAUUCAGAUUGCCUAUGGUGAGUCAUUUUGCCACAUGUUCCUGCCUGAGUGAUCGGCAACGGUUUCCAUCCUUCUUUAGAACAAUUCCAAGUGAUGCUUUUCAGGUGCGUGCUAUGAUUCAGAUUCUAAAACGCUUUGGCUGGACUUGGGUAGGUCUGCUGAUCAGUGAUGACGAUUAUGGAGUACAUGUUGCCCGAUCCUUCCAGUCUGACUUGACUAAUUCAGGUGGAGGUUGUCUCGCCUACACAGAGAUUUUGCCUUGGGGCAAUGACCCAGCUGAACUUAGGAGAAUUGUGGAUGUGAUGAAGAAAUCAACAGCUCGUGUGGUCAUGGUGUUUGCACAUGAAAUCCACAUUUAUCAACUAGUGGAGGAGGUGGUGAGGCAGAAUGUGACAGGCCUGCAGUGGCUGGCCAGUGAAGCCUGGACAUCAGUUGAUGUGCUCCAGACGCCUGACUUCAUGCCGUACCUGGGUGGAACACUGGGCAUUGCCAUCCGUCGGGGAGAAAUAGCAGGAUACAAGGACUUCCUCUUAAGAAUACACCCCGACCAACACCACAACAACUAUGGAAAUAGCAUUGUAAAUCAGUUUUGGGAAGAUAUAUUUCAGUGUAGAUUUUCUCCACCUCCAGUAGAUUGGGUGGAAGCUGGAGGAGCAUUAUGCACUGGACAGGAAGAUCUACAUAAAGUGGAUAGUGAGCUGUUUGAUGUUUCUAAUCUCAGGCCGGAGUACAACAUUUACAAGGCUGUGUAUGCUCUGGCGUACGCCCUUGAUGACAUGCUGCACUGUGAGCCAGGGCGAGGGCCUUUCAGUGGCCACAGCUGUACGAGUUUACAAAGACUGGAGCCAUGGCAGCUGGUGUAUUAUUUGGAUAGAGUAAACUUCACCACACCAGUUGGGGAUCAAGUGUCAUUUGAUGCAAAUGGCGAUGCCUUGCCAAUAUAUGACGUCAUGAACUGGCUGUGGCUCCCAGAUGGCACAGCAAAGAUUCAGAAUGUGGGUGAAGUUAAAGAGUUGCCCAAAGGUGAAGAACUCACACUUCAUGAGGACAGAAUUUUCUGGAACUUUGAAUCUAAACAGCCACCCAGGUCAAUUUGCAGUGAGAGCUGCCCACCAGGUACUCGGAUGGCCAGAAAGAAGGGGCAACCUGUGUGCUGUUUUGACUGCAUCCCAUGUUCUGAGGGAAAGAUCAGCAAUGAAACAGACUCCAUGGAGUGCACAAGUUGUCCAGUGGAUUUCUGGUCCAACCCCCAGCGUGACUACUGUGUCCCCAAGAAAACAGAGUUCCUCUCCUACCAUGAGCCUCUGGGAAUCUGCUUGACAGCCACCUCAUUGCUGGGCACAUUUAUCUGUGCUGUCAUCCUGGGCAUCUUCAUCUAUCAUCGCAGCACACCCAUGGUGCGUGCCAACAAUUCGGAACUCAGUUUCCUGCUGUUGGUGUCACUUAAACUAUGUUUCCUGUGCUCACUGCUGUUCAUUGGACGACCCAGACUGUGGACAUGCCAGCUGAGACAUGCAGCAUUUGGCAUCAGCUUUGUGCUUUGUGUUUCAUGCAUCCUGGUGAAAACCAUGGUGGUUCUGGCUGUGUUCAAGGCCUCUAAGCCAGGAGGUGGAGCCAGUCUGAAGUGGUUUGGUGCUGUGCAGCAGAGAGGGACAGUUCUGGUUCUUACUUCUAUUCAGGCAGCAAUCUGUACUGCCUGGCUUGUCUCUGCCUCACCAGCACCUCAUAAAAACACCCAAUACCACAAUGACAAGAUAGUUUAUGAGUGUGUAGUUGGGUCCACAAUUGGUUUUGCAGUGUUACUGGGCUACAUUGGCUUCCUGGCUAUCCUUAGCUUCCUGUUAGCUUUCCUGGCAAGGAAUCUUCCAGACAACUUCAAUGAGGCCAAAUUCAUCACUUUCAGCAUGCUGAUCUUCUGUGCUGUGUGGGUGGCCUUUGUCCCUGCUUAUGUCAAUUCCCCAGGCAAAUAUGCAGAUGCAGUGGAGGUAUUUGCCAUCCUGGCCUCCAGUUUUGGCCUCUUGGUGGCGCUGUUUGGACCCAAAUGUUACAUAAUCCUCCUGAGACCAGAGAGGAACACAAAGAAAGCUAUUAUGGGUCGAGGAACUACAAAGUGA
This is a messenger RNA of Seriola dumerili (greater amberjack), 2532 nucleotides long. RefSeq names its product extracellular calcium-sensing receptor-like. The transcript has 9 exons. Gene Ontology annotation, biological process: G protein-coupled receptor signaling pathway. The coding region runs from base 169 to 2532 and encodes 787 amino acids. Gene Ontology annotation, molecular function: G protein-coupled receptor activity. The record is from RefSeq and is a predicted model, not a curated record. Gene Ontology annotation, cellular component: membrane. Lineage: Eukaryota; Metazoa; Chordata; Actinopteri; Carangiformes; Carangidae.